Molecule: messenger RNA, 1744 nt
Organism: Bufo bufo (common toad)
Lineage: Eukaryota; Metazoa; Chordata; Amphibia; Anura; Bufonidae
Gene: PAQR3
Product: progestin and adipoQ receptor family member 3
Exons: 8
Coding region: 116-1051 (311 amino acids)
Cellular component (GO): membrane
Molecular function (GO): signaling receptor activity
Source: RefSeq, a predicted model, not a curated record
AGCUGACUGGCCACGUACGCCGCAGAGAGCUGGAUGGUACAGUGUCCUAUGAGGGAAAAGCAGGCAGCGGAGGAGAGGAAGAGACGUGAGGGAUUGGUGCAGAAACUCUCCCGCCAUGCAUCAGAAACUGCUUAAGAGUGCCCAUUACAUAGAGCUGGGCAGCUACCAGUACUGGCCAGUCCUGCUCCCCAGGGGAAUCCGGCUCUACACCUAUGAGCAGAUCCCUGUCUUCCUUAAAGACAAUCCAUACAUCACUGAUGGCUACAGAGCUUUUCUUCCAUCCCGUCUGUGCCUGAAGAGCCUCUUUAUUCUAUCCAAUGAGACGGUUAACAUUUGGAGUCACUUGCUGGGCUUCCUGCUCUUCUUCAGUCUGGGAGUCUAUGACAUGAUGUCUGUUUUGCCAUCAGCGAAUGCUUCCAGGGAAGACUUUGUUAUCUGUUCCAUUUGCCUGUUCUGUUUCCAGGUGUGCAUGUUAUGCUCGGUGGGAUAUCACCUCUUUUGUUGUCAUCGCUCAGAGAAAACCAGUCGGCGAUGGAUGGCGCUGGAUUACGCUGGCAUUUCUAUCGGCAUCUUGGGUUGCUAUGUCUCUGGGGUGUUUUAUGCUUUUUACUGUAACAAUUACUGGCGCCAGGUAUAUCUGAUCACAGUGUUGGCUAUGAUCUUGGCGGUCUUCUUUGCUCAGAUUCAUCCUAGCUACCUCACACAACAGUGGCACAGACUGCGUUCCGUCAUAUUUUGCUCUGUAACUGGUUAUGGAAUUAUUCCUACUGUCCACUGGAUUUGGAUCAAUGGCGGUAUCGGGGCUUCUAUAGUCCAGGAGUUUGCUCCUCGGGUCAUUGUCAUGUAUUUCAUUGCAGCCUCCGCAUUUAUGUUUUAUGUUUCUAAAGUUCCAGAGAGAUAUUUUCCAGGGCAGCUAAACUACCUUGGUUCCAGCCAUCAACUGUGGCAUAUUCUUGCAGUGGUAAUGUUGUAUUGGUGGCACCAGUCUACAGUUUACAUCAUGCAGUACAGACACAGCCAACCGUGCCCUACACAUAUGGAUCAUUCGUGAGGUGGGGGAGAAUCUUCUAUUCUUGUCGUUUGAGCACUCGCUGAUGAAGAAAUCUUAAACAUGGGUGCUGGCUCUUUUGUUUUACUUCUGCCAAACCCAUGAGGCAUUCAUUCAGAGUACCAGAGGUUUGCUGCUGGAAUGGGAUUUUAAGGUGACACUGCACUGAGGACACAGAUACAAUGCUAGAUAAAGUAGUAGUAACUCGAGAAGACACUGAGCAUGGAACUGCAAUGAUGGAUCUGGUCCUCACUUGACAUAUGGAAAGAACAAAUCAGAUUUUAAAUGAUAAUAAUCUUAUGGCUUUGGGCAAGCAAUAGUCUAAAUCAUUCCAUAUCUAUGCCCAAAAGAGUGUUUAUCAUUAUGGUGACGUGAAACAUUUCAAGCAUCCAUCUGACAGUGUCUACAGGCCUGUGUAUACGUGCAUGUACACAAAAACAUACCGGGUGCCAAAUAGCCAUGUAAAGGUUUAUUCCCUUUCAUGCCAUGUCAUACUGAAUGCCGUAGUGCGGAAAUAUUACUAGUCAUUCAGAGUUCGAUGUCUACGUCAAGCCAGAAAAUCAUGGACUUUUAUACAACGGAGUGAAUGUUAAUUAUUGGAUGUCCUGCUAAUUUAUUAACCUAAUUUAAACCAAAUCAACUGAAGUAUUUAAAAAAAUACAUAACUUACAAUAAAGGAUUGUUUUUGUACUGAAA